Molecule: messenger RNA, 1191 nt
Organism: Arthroderma uncinatum
Lineage: Eukaryota; Fungi; Ascomycota; Eurotiomycetes; Onygenales; Arthrodermataceae
Product: epoxide hydrolase
Exons: 5
Coding region: 1-1191 (396 amino acids)
Biological process (GO): epoxide metabolic process
Molecular function (GO): epoxide hydrolase activity
Source: RefSeq, a predicted model, not a curated record
AUGGCUGCGAUCAAGCCAUUCCAGAUUUCAGUGCCGGAUUCGCAGCUCGAAACACUACGGAAGAAGCUUGAGCUGGCCAAUUUUCCAGAUGAGCUUGACGAAGCUAACUGGGACUUGGGCACGCCAUUAGCUGAUAUCAAACGCCUCGCGGGAUACUGGAGAGACAAGUUCGACUGGCGGGAAACCGAGAGACGGCUUAAUGAGCAGAUCCCUCAGUUUACAACUAAUGUUGAUGUAGCUGGAUUUGAUCCAUUGAACAUCCAUUUUGUUCACCAGAAGAGUAAAGUGUCUGGUGCAAUACCUCUCCUAUUUAUCCAUGGCUGGCCUGGAAGUUUCCUUGAAGUUACAAAACUAUUGCCGCUGUUGACAAAGGGGAGUGAGAGCCAACCGGCGUUCCACGUUGUAGCACCCUCUCUGCCCAACUUUGGCUUCUCGGAGGGAGUAAAGAAGAGAGGGUUCGGGAUCGCGCAGUAUGCUGAAUCUCUACACGCCGUGAUGACGGCCUUGGGAUACGAACAGUAUGCCAUACAAGGCGGGGAUUGGGGCGCCGUAAUAGCUCGUGUCAUGGCCAAGUUAUACCCUAAACAUGUAAAAGCGGUGCAUACCAACAUGGUCUUCAUAGCGCCUCCUUACCCGUGGAAGAAUCCUCUAGACCGGGCCAAGCUCGCCGUCACCUGGAACUACAUGACCCAGGGCAACGGAUAUCUGGCGCAACAAGGCUCUCGGCCACAGACGAUCGGAUAUAGUCUUCACGACAGCCCCGUGGGCUUGCUGGCUUGGAUAUACGAGAAGCUACAUGCGUGGACAGACUCCUAUCCAUGGACCGACGAUGAGGUAUUAACGUGGGUUUCUAUCUACGCCUUCUCGCGCGCAGGACCAGCUGCUUCAGCUCGAAUUUAUUAUGAAUUCAACCAUGCACCCUCUGGACCUGGGAAUGUUUCGCGCGCAGAGGCAGUCUCCUGCUAUUCUCCUGAUGUCAAGUUCGCCAUUGCACAGUUUCCGCGUGAGAUUAUUACGCUUCCGAUGUUCUGGUGUCGUUCAAUUGGGAAUGUGGUAAGGGAGACUGAGUUCGAGAAAGGUGGUCACUUUGCUGCUUGGGAGGUUCCGGAAGACCUGGCGGCAGAUAUUCGAGAGUUCCUAGGGAAAGAGGGACAGGCCUAUCGCGCCAUUAGUGGUGCUGAUGGAUAUUAA